CUGGACAAACAAGAAGAAACACAUACAUACACAUGGCUACUUCCGUUGCUACGGCUAUGCCAGCUCCUGUGUUUCACCCCACAGUAUGGGGGGAAUACUUUAUCAAUUUUACCCCAGAGCCAUUGCAGAUCUCAGAUGAAAAGAUGGCAGAGAGAAUCAACCAAUUAAAGGGAGACGUAAGUGGUAUGUUCCAGGCUACCAAGAAUGUUGUGGAAACAAUGAACCUAGUAGAUGUGGUUCAACGUCUUGGAAUAGGUCAUCAUUUUGAGGAGCAGAUAGCCACUGCCUUAGCUAGCAUUCAUAGCGCUGAGUUCAAUAGCUCAAGCCUACAUGAAGUUGCUCUUCGGUUUCGCUUGCUUAGGCAGCAAGGGUUUUGGGUUUCUCCAGAUGAAUUUGACAAGUUCAAAAAUGAAGAUGGGAGCUUUGUCAGUGGUAUAGCGAAUGACCCAAAGGGCUUGUUGAGUUUAUACAAUGCAGCUCACCUUCUUACUCACGAUGAGGGGACGCUUGAAGACGCUAUCUUAUUUUCAAGGAGACAUCUGGAAUCAAUACAGAGUAGUCUCAAGCCCCCUUUAGCUGAUCAAGUUGGCCGUGCCCUUGAAAUACCAUUACCAAGGACCAUAAAGAGGGAAGAAGCAAUAUCUUUUAUCCCAGAGUACAGUAGUAUACAAGAUCAAACUUACAGCCCUGAGAUAUUGGAGCUUGCCAAGCUAGACUUUAACCUUCUGCAGCAUCUUCACCAGAAGGAACUCAAGGCAUUUACCCAGUGGUGGAAUGACCUUUCUGGAGAAAUUGGGCUAGACUACGUGAGGGAUCGGAUUGUCGAGUGUUACUUUUGGUCUUAUACUGUACACUAUGAGCAAGCGAAUGCACGUGCACGGAUGAUCCUAGCGAAGUUAUUCGUGUUAACAUCUUUGUUAGAUGACACCUACGAUGUGCAUGCAACUUUGGAGGAGGCCCGAGAGCUUAACAAGGCUAUUGAAAGAUGGGAUUAUGGUGAUGUUUCUUUUUUACCGGAGUACCUAAAGAAAUUCUUUGUCAAGGUAGUAAGCAACUUUAGUGAGUUUGAGGAUGAGUUGGAACCACAUGAAAAGUACCGCAACGUCUACCACAGGAAAGGGUUUCAAACUUUAUCGAAGUACUAUCUCCAAGAAGCAGAAUGGUUUCAUCAAGGUUUCACUCCAAGUUUCAAAGAGCAAGUGAGUGUGUCUGUCAUAACUGCAGGUGCUCAAGUGCUGAGUAUUGGAUUGCUUGUUGGCAUGGGCGAUGCAGCAACCAAGGAGGCAUUCGAGUGGGUCAUUGGUAACACUGAUGCUAUUUGGGCAUGUGGAGAGGUAUCACGUUUCAUGGAUGACAUGUCAGCGUUCAAGAAUGGUAGGAACAAAUUGGAUGUAGCAAGUACUGUGGAGUGCUACAUCAAGGAGCACAACGUCUCAAGUGAUGUUGCCUUGGCCAAGAUAGGCUCAUUUGUUGAAGAUGCAUGGAAAACCAUAAAUCAAGCACCUUUUAAGUAUCCUGCCCUACUUCAGGUUGUGCAAAGAGUUGCCAGCCUAGCAAAGAGCAUGACACUUUUGUUCCUUGACAAGAGAGAUGCAUACACAUACAGCAAGGACUUCAAAAAGACAUUGGAGAGCCAUUUCGUCAAGCAUAUUUUGAUCUAAUAUUAGCGAAGAAUAUGCCAACAACAAAGAUAUAUUUUGCUAGCGAGAUGCAUCAGAAAGCCCCUCUUAUGUUCUUCUCUACCCUAUAUGCAUUAUUUUCAUAUAAAUUUGAGUAUAUUAUGUGGGAUCCCUAUAGCAAAAAAGUAAGGCACUUAAUCUGUGAUGUGAGGUAGAAUACAUUUGUAUCAUGUUAGUGCGUGGGGCUUUGUUGUAACUUUUGUGAACAAAUUAUAUAUCAUCCUACUUAUUCAUCUUUC
Panicum hallii is the source of this 1918-nucleotide messenger RNA. RefSeq names its product alpha-humulene synthase-like. The record is from RefSeq and is a predicted model, not a curated record. Lineage: Eukaryota; Viridiplantae; Streptophyta; Magnoliopsida; Poales; Poaceae. Gene Ontology annotation, biological process: diterpenoid biosynthetic process. Gene Ontology annotation, molecular function: magnesium ion binding; terpene synthase activity. The transcript is spliced from 7 exons. Bases 33 to 1661 code for a protein of 542 amino acids.